Molecule: messenger RNA, 369 nt
Organism: Panicum hallii
Lineage: Eukaryota; Viridiplantae; Streptophyta; Magnoliopsida; Poales; Poaceae
Exons: 1
Coding region: 1-369 (122 amino acids)
Source: RefSeq, a predicted model, not a curated record
AUGGUGGCCUCAACCUCUAAGGUCCCACCAACCGGCGAAAGAGGUCCCGGCCCUGCGCAAGCAGGGCCGGACCUAGCUGGAGAUUCUCAGGGGGGCCCCAAUGCAUGGAUCUGCGAGAUCCGGGGCUACCUGAAGGACAACCGCCUUCCUGAAGACGACGUUUCUGCGGAACGUGUCGUCCGGCAAAGCCGGAGGUACGUGCUGGUAGAAGGGGACCUCUACCGGCGUGGCCAAAGUGGCGUGCUCCUCAAGUGCAUUACCCAGGAAGAAGGCCAUGAGAUUCUCAUGGACAUCCAUGAGGGCGAGUGCGGAAGUCAUUCUGUAGCUCGCACGUUGGUUGGGAAGGCCUUCAGGCACGGCUUCUACUAG